CUCAAGCAUUUACUUAGUGCCGACUGAUAUUAGUUGUAAGCCAACUCACCACCUGAGUAGUCUAACAGCCGACGGCUAGGUUCCAUCUGCUGGGAUACAACAAUCGGGUUUGAGUCAUGAUGGGUGUCAUGGGCCUGGUAGCAGUCCAGGCACUUCCACUCAAACGUGACGUCCUGUUUUUUUAAUAGCCUGUACUGUUCCCUUGUCAUUGCCACACCUGAAUUAUUAAAACAUUUGCGAUGAAACCAAUUUCGACAGACGUUACAAAUGAGUCCCUCCUGCUUCAUGGAAACGUUGUCGUCACAUCACUUGCACAUAUUUGGAGUCAUCUUGAAUUCUUGCGUAGUUUUUGUGGAGUUAAUAUACCGUUAGUCGUCCUCGUUUCAGUAUAAAACUGUAAUAAAAUCGACUUCGGCUAAUGAGCUUCGUUUGUAAGGUGUCAGGCCGGCGAUAAUGAGGCUUUGAACUCGGCGAUAACCGAGCGCGGCUUCAUUAUCACCGAUCUGGCACCUUAUCUAAUCUCCAUGCAUGGAUAUCACUUCACUCAGGCCAUCAUGAAGAAUGUCCGUCACAAUAAUUUGGCUCGCCUAUACAACAAGGACGCUGGAACAAGAGACCCGAUCAAGCAUGUCAUGGCGCUGUGCUAUAUACCACCUAUGUUUAUUACGUCCAGAUUCAAAUCACUGAAAGAAAAGAUGCAAACUCAAGGACUUCGCCGAAUAUUUUCAAAACACAAGCUAUACAACAGUGUCUGGACUCCCAAUGAUUGCUCAGUAUUCGACGUAGAAAUAAGAACCAACAAUCAUCUGGAAGGUUGGCACCGCCAUUUUAACAGUAUAACUCGGAAAAAUAUGCCUUUUUACAGUUUAAUCUCAACAAUGUACGAGGUAAGUAUAGGGAUAGAGGCGGACGUUGUGGAGAUUUUGGAAGAGAAUGUUGUGGGGCGUGUCAACGGCAGGUAUGCGGAAGCCAACGAGAGGGUGCAACGUGUCUGGGAACAGUUUAAGGAAGGAGAGUUAUCUGUGGACUCUCUUCUUCGGAGGUGUUCAAUCAUCUACGGGCCGCAGUAUUGCAAAGAGUAAGUAUGUAACGCAGCAAAUUUCUCAUAACGUUUAGUAUUCAAAUAAAAUUCAUUAUUCGUAACGAAAAAGAAAACAAAACCUUCCAUCCAUUAAA
Molecule: messenger RNA, 1176 nt
Organism: Styela clava
Lineage: Eukaryota; Metazoa; Chordata; Ascidiacea; Stolidobranchia; Styelidae
Source: RefSeq, a predicted model, not a curated record